Messenger RNA from Salarias fasciatus (jewelled blenny), 2112 nucleotides. Its product is annotated as sodium/hydrogen exchanger 2-like. Gene Ontology annotation, cellular component: plasma membrane. The record is from RefSeq and is a predicted model, not a curated record. The transcript has 13 exons. Gene Ontology annotation, molecular function: sodium:proton antiporter activity; potassium:proton antiporter activity. Bases 1 to 2112 code for a protein of 703 amino acids. Gene Ontology annotation, biological process: potassium ion transmembrane transport; proton transmembrane transport; sodium ion import across plasma membrane. NCBI's taxonomy places the organism in Eukaryota, Metazoa, Chordata, Actinopteri, Blenniiformes, Blenniidae.
AUGGCCGCUCUGUGGACGCUCCCUCUGCUGUCGGCACAUCUGUCGGGAUGUUUGGCCCUCACUCCUUCAGAGGAGCCCCCGCAGCCCCACAGCCUGUCCCCCUCGCUGGGGGGGAACAGCAGCGACUCCGGCCUGUCUGUGGACCAGCCCAUGGCUCUGAGGGUGUUCAGUGUGGACUACCACCACGUGCAGGCUCCCUUUGAAAUCGUGCUGUGGAUCAUGCUGGCCUCACUGGCCAAGCUGGGGUUUCACUGGUCGGGCCGGGUGCCAGCCGUUGUCCCGGAGAGCUGCGUCCUCAUCAUGGUGGGCCUGCUGGUCGGAGGAGUGAUCUACGGGGUCCGCCACUCCGCUCCCCCAACGCUCAGCGCCGACGCCUUCUUCCUCUUUCUGCUGCCUCCCAUCGUGUUGGAUGCGGGGUAUUUCCUGCCGGGGAGGCUGUUCUUUGAAAACCUCGGCACCAUUCUGUGGUACGCGGUGCUGGGAACGCUGUGGAACGUGCUGGGCAUCGGCCUGUCCCUGUACGGGGUCUGCCUGCUGGCCCCCGGCUCCCUGGGCGACGUCUCCCUGCUGCACUGCCUGCUCUUCGGCUCUCUGAUCGCCGCCGUCGACCCCGUGGCCGUGCUGUCCGUCUUCCAGGAGAUGCACGUCAACGAUCAGCUGCACAUCCUGGUGUUUGGAGAGUCGCUGCUCAACGACGCAGUGACUGUGGUGCUGUACAAGCUGUUUGAGUCCUUCCUCCGCCUGCCGUCCGUGUCGGGGCUGGACGUGCUGCUGGGCGGCUGCCGGGUGGUGGUGGUGGGCCUGGGAGGCCUGUUCGUCGGCCUCUUCUUCGGCCUGCUGGCCGCCCUCACCUCACGCUUCACCUCCAAAGCUCAGGUCAUCGCCCCGCUGUUCGUCUUCCUCUACUCCUACCUGUCCUACCUGACCUCAGAAAUGCUUCACCUCUCCGGCAUCAUGGCCAUCGUGACCUGCGCCGUGACCAUGAAGCAGUACGUGGAAGCGAACGUGUCCGAGCGCAGCAACACCAGCAUCCAGUACUUCCUGAAGAUGUGGAGCAGCGUGAGUGAAACGCUCAUCUUCAUCUUCCUGGGCGUUUCCACCAUCCAGGACGUCCACAUGUGGAGCUGGCCCUUCGUGGGCUCCACUCUGCUGCUCUGCCUGCUCUGGAGGGCAACAGGCGUUCUCCUGCUGACAGCCGUGGUCAACAAGCUGCGCAGGAACAGCGUGACCUUCAGAGACCAGUUCAUCAUCGCAUACGGAGGCCUGAGGGGAGCGAUCUGUUUCUCCCUGGUCUUCCUCAUCGACGACUUCCCCAAGAAAAGACUUUUCAUCACCACCACUAUCGUGGUCAUCCUCUUCACCGUGUUCGUCCAGGGGAUGACCAUCAAGCCUCUGGUGGAGCUUCUGGAUGUGAAGAGGAAGAAGAGAGCUCAGCCGACCGUCAGCGAGGAGAUCCACAGCAGGCUCAUCGAUCACCUGCUUGCAGGAAUCGAGGACGUGGUCGGCUACUGGGGGCAGCACUACUGGAAGGACAAGUUUGAGCAGUUCAACAAGAAGUACCUCCGCCGGUUCCUGAUCCGUGAGGACCACCAGGCCCGCUCCAGCAUCCUCAGAGUGUACCAGGAGCUGGAGAGGAGGGAGCAGAGGGCAGACGAGGAGGCGACACCCAUAGUGGAUCCUCGGUCCCACAGCCGUCCCCUCCUGCCAGAGGAAAUGGACAGCAUAAGACGCAUCCUCUCCAGAAACCUCCACAACUUCAACAACAAGCAGACACCGGCUUACAGCAGACACACCCUGCACCAGGACGCCACCGGGGCCCGGACGAGGAGGCCGCUGCACGGCCACCACAGUCUGGGAGACAGACGCACGUAUAACACCAUCACACACUGGCCUCAGGUGGAGGACGAAGAGUUCAGCGACCCACACAGAGGGAGGGUCGGACUCAGCAGAUCUCAUACAGUGUGCUCCGCCAGUCCCAGGUCGGUCCUCCCGGUCUCAGCCCAGACAGGGGGACAGGAUCCUAAUGGUGAAGAAGAAGACCAGCAAUCACCUGUGGAGAGAGUCCCCAGGAAACACCUCAGCUUUGUGUUGGAGAACGAGAAGCAGCAGUGA